Messenger RNA from Hansenula ciferrii, 1677 nucleotides. It is a transcript of the gene RSC4, whose product is annotated as Rsc4p. The coding region runs from base 1 to 1677 and encodes 558 amino acids. Gene Ontology annotation, biological process: chromatin remodeling. The transcript has a single exon. Gene Ontology annotation, molecular function: protein binding. Gene Ontology annotation, cellular component: RSC-type complex. NCBI's taxonomy places the organism in Eukaryota, Fungi, Ascomycota, Saccharomycetes, Phaffomycetales, Wickerhamomycetaceae. The record is from RefSeq and is a predicted model, not a curated record.
AUGCCACCAAAACAAAGAAGAAAAAGUUCUAUUGCAUCUCCAGAACAACCUGCCAAAAGACAGAAAACUAGUGCUAGCUCUAUCUCCAAUGAAACUUAUGAUUUUUAUCAAACAACUUUGAAAUUAGUUAAAGAAUUACGUGAUGGUAAAGAUUAUAUAUCAUUUGAUUUCUUAAAAUUACCAGCUAAAAAAUUAUUCCCAGAUUAUUAUGAAUCAAUUCAGCAUCCAAUUUCAAUUGAAGAAAUUUCAAACAAAAUUAAAAAUCAUCAAUAUGAUUCAACUGGUCAAUUUUUAAAAGAUUUUGAAUUAAUGGCUGAAAAUGCAAAUGAAUAUAAUGAACAAGAUAGUGGGAUUGCCAAAGAUUCUUUAAAAAUUUUAGAUUUUGUUAAAGAUCAAGUAAAACAAUUUGAUCAAAUUAAUGAAGGAGAUAAUACAACAUCUACUCCAAAAUUACCAAAAUUGAAAAUUAAAGCUCCAUCAAUCCAAUCAACUCCUUCUACACCUGCUAAUGGUCAUAUAUCACCAAAAAGAAAAUAUCUGGAAAUUUUAGAUGAUUUAAUAAAUUAUAAAGUUGAUGGUAUAAAUAUUGGUGAACCAUUUUGGGAAGAAGUUAGUCGUAAAGAUUAUCCAGAUUAUUAUGCAUUGAUUAAAAAAGCAAUGUCUUUAAACACAGUGAAAAGACAUGUUAAGGGAAAUAAAAUUAAAGAUUUAAAUCAAUUUAUUGAAGAAGUUGAAUUGAUUUGGUCAAAUGCUCAACUUUAUAAUGAAGAAGGUAGUUUAAUUUAUGAAGAUUCUAAAACAUUACAAAAAAUUUUCCAAGAAAAAAUUGAUGAUUGGAAAAAAUAUCAAGAUGAAUUGAAAUCUAGUAGUGGUAGUUCUAAAAAGAAACCAACAAUUGUUAAAUUGAAAAAUAAUAAACCAUCUAUAAAAUCAAAAUUAAAAAUUUCAUUGAAAAAAGAAGAUGAUGAUGAAGAACAACAAAUUAAUGAUGAUGAACAACCAAAAUUUGAUGAAGAACCAAAUGAUGAAGCAAAUAAAGAUGGAUUAAAUGAUGAUCCAACUGAAGAAGAAGAAGAUUUACCUGAAACUUUUAAAGAUGGUAACAAAACUCAAGAUAAUGAAGAAAAAAUUGAAAAUCCAGAACAAUCAACUCCAACUCCACAGAUUGUUAAACCAACACGUAAAAGAUCAAUAAAACAAACUGCUGCAGAUGCAUUAAUUCAAGAAAUUUCAAUUUCUUCAUCAAGAUCAAUUUAUAAAUCUACAAUUAAAAAUCAAUUAUCUUCAAUAAAUCAAUUACCAAAUUUAUAUCAAAAUUGGUUUGAAUAUAGAUUUGAGGCAAAUGAUUUCCAAAUUAAAAGUUAUACAUUAUCAUUACCAUCACAACAAGGUGCAGUUUCUGUCCUUGCAUCAUUAAAUGAUUCAUUAAUUGAUAGAAAACAUCAAGCAAAUUUAACAGUUAAUGGUGAACGUGUGAAUCCAAUUCCAUCAAUUCAAUAUAUGGACCAAGGAAGACAAAUAAGUUCAAAAUAUGAAUUAAAAUUAGCAACAGGGUUGAAUCAUGUUGUUUUUGAUGUUAUUGUGGAUCCUAUAAUUAAUGAAGAAAGUAGAUUAAGAAGUCAAGAUUCUGAUCCAAUUGUGGAAAAAUUAAUAUUUUGGGUUCAAGUUGUUCAAUAA